CAUGACCAAAAGCCCAGGUUUCAAGAAAGGCGGACUAGGAGAAUAUUAAAGGAACCGGUAUUCUUUCAGCUCUCGUUCGAAGUGGUCCGAACGGAGGCAGAUGGUGAGAAAACGGUGCUCUACAAAAGUGAAAUGUUGAAGAAUGCUUCUCGAGUGGUUUGGAAGGCGUGCACAUUAUCUUGCCAGGAGAUCAGUGAUGAAGCCUCAAGGCAGCUGGAGGUGACUUGCUAUUUCAAGGACGAGAAAUAUCGUAGCACCAUCGCUGGCGGCUUCACCACAACACACCGCGAAUUGCGAACCGUUCAGGAACCAUUUACUCUCACCAAUCCCCUUUACAAAGGCGGCCUGAAGGUUUGCGGUCAAUUCGAUGUGAUCAAACGCGCCGAGCUCACUAUCUGCUCUUUCUUGGACUACAUCAGUUUCGGUACCAUAUUGAACUUCGCGUUCGCUAUCGACUUUUCGGAUGCCGAGGGAGCGCAAGACCACGAAUCACAAGUGAAUUUCACCGACAACGUGGAGUUCGCCAUUCGCUCAGUUGGAGACACCUUUGCUGACUACAAUCGAUCGAACGCCUACCCCGCCUACGGUUUUGGUGCACGAAUACCCCCCUUUAUCGAGAAUCGCACGAGUUUUGCCUGCUCAUUAGCUCAAUUGCAGAACCUCGAAACGGAUCCCACGUGUACCGGCGUCGACGGUGUGGUGACGGCAUUCCGAAACACCUACGUACAGGCACAACCGUGCACAACUGCACAGUUCUCUCAUGUGAUCUACCAUGUUUGCCAAGCGAGUUCACUGUGCCGACUGCCACCACGGGCAACUCGUCCGGAAGAGCUCUAUCAUACUUUAGCCAAUCGCUCCCAAAUACACGCUACUCGAAGUGAGCAAACUCGACCGCAGUAUCACAUUUUAAAUAUUAUUACCCGAGGCGCAAUCGACGACGUCAAAGAGACAGUUCAGGCUGCGAUUUUCGCUAGCAAGUGCCCUAUAUCGGUUAUAUUUACAGGCAUUGCGAUUGGAAUAAAUUUAGGCAUUGGCGAUCGAAAUUUGGACGAAAUCGAACGACUCGGCGCAGGUGGUAAGCGGCUUAUCUUCCAAGGACGAAGGACUGAUCGCGACAAUUUGCAUUAUGUGAAUAUGACAAGAGUGCUACUCGAAAGUGACGGAUCAGCAGAUGAGUCGAAAUUGACGUUGUCAGAGAAGUCACUGUUUCAAAUUCCGCGGCAAAUCGCCACCUAUUUCACGAAAAACGGCAUUUUGCCGAUGGAACGGCGUGACACUCCUGCGGUGUUGCUCACAGCGCAAAUGUCGGAAACGAAACUUGAGAGUUGCUUAACCCUUGAGAGUUUGAUUUCGAGGCAGAAAACAGUGGACACCGUGUAUCGGUCUUCACCGGCUUUGGAAAAUGACGAAUAUGAGCCCUAUGGACGGGGAGCUUUUGACCAAGGUUCUCAUGACAUACCUGUAACACCGGUCCCAUCAUAUGUUCAAGAAAACUACGAGAAUGUCCGAAGAAAACCCCCGUCUCUCAAUAGAAAUCUUCGAUCGAUGACAAUCACUGGAGAUGGUGGACGACGGUACUAA
This is a messenger RNA of Ostertagia ostertagi, 1581 nucleotides long. Lineage: Eukaryota; Metazoa; Nematoda; Chromadorea; Rhabditida; Trichostrongylidae. The record is from the annotation of a GenBank genome assembly.